AAAAUAAAAUUAAAAAAAAGGGUUAAAUAGACCAGGUAUUCAUCUAUCAUGAAUUUGUCAAUAUGAUAAAUUUUCUCCGACCCAGAUGGUUCCAAAUGGCCCUUCCUUUCCCUUCUCUGUCUCCUGCUCGUCUACAUCAGACUUGGCACAUACCCAUUCCCUCCUCACCCUCUUGUUCCCUUGACACUUGACUUCCAAGCCUCCCUUGUCAGCUGGGCUCUGGGCUGAAUGCCAAAGUGAAGAAGGGGGACUUGCCAAUAAGCCUUCAUAGUGGAGGUCACAAUGUGGUGUCUGUGAUGAGGUCCCUGUUAUAACUGGGCUGGCAUGAAAGACCUCACUGGGUAUCAAUCUCCUCUGGGAGACCACAGAACACAGGUGUCACCUCUCCCUUCUUCUCAACCUCCACCCCAGACCUUAGCAGAUUUCCUUUUAGCAUUUAGCAGGUGGCUGAGGAAGCAAGAGGUGAGGUGUUGGGACUGAGAUGUGGUGUGAAGGGUUAGGGGAGGAACGGAAGCCAUCAGGACAGGGGGCACUGGUCUGUUGGCCCCAGCCCCUCCUCCUUCCCAGUACCAGGUGUCAGAACUAAACUACUGUCUGCUGGGGCACCAUCGUGGAUGCCAGAGAUGAGGGUUCGAUACUUGAAGUGGAGUCUGGUAGCUGCCUGUAUGCUUACAUUGUGUCUGAUAGCCUCCUUCCUGAGCCAGGAAUUCAGCCAGAAUGACCUCCAUGAAAAGGCCAGAAUACAGUCAAGGCCAGAAUCCUGCCAAUGCUUCAGAUCUUUCAGAAAGUGUAUGUGUUCAUCUGAGAUCUUCGAGUGCCCUGCCUGCCUCCACACACCUGGAGGAUCUGACUGGUUUGAUGAAUGCUUCGAAAAGGCCGUUGAGCCUGUGCAGAAGUCAAAAGAGCCCAUGUCCUCUGAUGCUCUGAUACUGUGGUUGGAUGAACCAGGCCCCUGUCCAAGGCUUUGAGAUGGAUGUGGGGAACAAAACCACCAUGCGCAUUAUGUACCCUGAGAUGGCUAGCACACAGGAUCCUGGCACCCAACUGCUGCUGCUUCCUCUGAAUUCAUCUGGUCUAAAGUGGUUUAUGGAAGUGCUGCGGGAACAGAGCUUCAGAAGCCCAGUAAACCCUGGAUUUCAGAUAGUCCAGGUCCCCAGUGGAAGUAACAAGAGCAAAGACAAGGUCUUGGUGAUCAGCCUCCACUUUCUCCAGUAUGUCCAGCAUUGUUGGCUGGGGAAACACAGUUGGUUUCCAUCCUUGGGGUUCGUGGGUUUGUUGUAUGCCCUGCACACAUGUGACCAGGCACUGAUGCUAGGAGACCUAACCCCAUUCCAGCUGGCCAAGGAGGAACUUUUCAGCUGAUCCCCACAGCAAAGCCCUGAGACCCACCCAUGCCAGUCCUGUGCUAUGCAACGUGGAACUCGGGGAAUCUGAAGUCUUCACAAUAUGGAGUAUCCACUGAGAAGCACCACCUGUGCUCAGUGGGGGCAAGAGGGUGAGGGUGGUGAGCAGUGCCAGCCUGUGAGCCCCAAAGCCUUCCUGACUUCCUUUCCUAUCUCUGCAGAAUGAACCAGGCCCCAGUUUUAGGUCCAGAGAACAACAAAGGCAACAAACAGAAUCUACCUGCACAUAAUGCACCUGAGAAUGCCCAUGACCUGGAGAGAAUAUCCACACACUGCUGGUGUUGUCGCAGCCACCAGAUAUAGGGUGGACUGUAGUGGUCUUGAGCCAAGGUGGAAAAGGGCAUCUUUUAACCAGGUGGUGUGAGGGUGGAGGCCCCAGGCCUGGAGCAGACAGCCCUGGCUUUUUGGUGUAAACAUUGAUCUUGUCACUCUGCAGUGUGUGACUGUAUACUCCCCACCUCCCUAACCUACAACCAGUAUUUCCUUCUCUACUUCAUGCUUUUCUGCCUUCACGCUUCUACUAGUCCCGUGUAGGGAAGCAUAUGAGUCAAGGUAAUUAAAUUGUGCUCUGGUGAUCGUUGCUGUAACAUGCAAACUAUGGAGGCUCACUGAGAGAAUGGGGUGCCGCACAUGGCAGACCCAGGCACUCCCUAGGAACAUUGCCCAGACUCUGACUCAGCUCUUGUCCUCUUCGACUCUCAAGACUUUCUGUUCUGUACCAGCCUCUAGCAAAGGAGAGGCUGGAACAGAGGAGAAAAGUUUUGUGAAAGGAGGCCUUUGACCUCAGCUCUGACUUUUCCCCCCAGAUUCUGGUGACCAACUUCAUCAUCCUCAAGUGCAUCCACGAGACCUCGCUGGUCAGAGACAUUUCCCAACCACCAGAUUCGGUGUGGGGUGAAGGAAAAGAAGGUCUGGCCUGAUGCCUUUAGGCAAGGUUGGGUCCUGCCUAGAAGAUCCACACUCUUCUCUAAGCUAGAGAACCAGAGGUGAAGGACCAAAAAGUAAGGAACCAAGAGAAGUCCUGUUUGUCCUUGAGAACUCCUAGCACAGGAAAGGCCAGGUGAGGAUUCUGAGCCACAGGGAAUCUGAGUAGAGGCAGGGUCCAGGCCAGCAUCUCUGGGGCUCCAGAUACAAUUCUGGGGAGCUCUAAGCUGUAACUUUUUACUAAGUAUCUGUUGCUGAGUCCCAUGCCAUGAAUUUUUAGAACAAAACUUCAGCAGUGGUGAACAGCACCCUGUCUACUGUGUGAUGUGAUGAAAUAGAUCCUGAGUAAACAGGUUGGGGGAGUGUGGUGCUGCCCUCAAACCCCUGCAUUCUUAACUGGCCUUAGCUCCAUCCUCAGGCUUAGGAAAAGGAAUUCCAGAAGGAAAUCAGUUGAAGGGCCAGAGAAAGGCCAUGCCCUGCUUUUUUAGAGAAGCUGUUCUCUUAGGCUUCAAGGAAGUUGCCAACAGUUAACUCUUAAGUCUGUGAACUGGGUUCAGUCCAGGGUGCCUCCACCAGGGUGAGUCUAUUAGUGACGAAUUCUGCCAUAGUCUAUCCUCUUUACUGGCUUGACACGUGGUUGGACUGCAGAGGACCAGAGUUGGUUCCAGCUGGUGUGUCCAGGAAGGGAUGCCAAGGGCAUUCACCCAGAGCAGGAGAAUGAGGCUCCGUGGAAUGUCUGAACUCUACAGACUGACUUUAGCCAAAGGUCAGCUCAGUGUUUUUGAAGCCCCAGAAGUGGUUUUAAGUCAAGAACAUAUGAUGGUUCCUUAUUAUCCAUGAGUUUGAAUCUGGAUCCCACGGCCCUCCAUAAUCUCCCUCCCUCCGCACCCAACCUCAGCCCCAGCACACUCUGCCACAGGCCGACCAAUCUCACCAGCAUGCCAACUCCUCCAUCCUUCAAGGGCCAGCUCAUGCCUUCUUGCCUCAGUCCCCAGUCCCCUACGUACUUCUAGUCAGUACACAGUACUGUCUGUGACUCAUUGACGAGUGCUCAUCUGUUCUUGUCCAUUGGACUCCAGCUCCCUGUGAACAGGGGCUUUGACUUGUUG
Molecule: messenger RNA, 3436 nt
Organism: Prionailurus viverrinus (fishing cat)
Lineage: Eukaryota; Metazoa; Chordata; Mammalia; Carnivora; Felidae
Product: CMP-N-acetylneuraminate-beta-galactosamide-alpha-2,3-sialyltransferase 1-like
Exons: 5
Coding region: 940-1362 (140 amino acids)
Molecular function (GO): beta-galactoside (CMP) alpha-2,3-sialyltransferase activity
Source: RefSeq, a predicted model, not a curated record